CAUCACGAUGGUAUGCCAAAAGUUGAUUAGUUUUGAAAGUACAGAAGGGUUCAAUGUGAACUUGAGUCCAGUAUCAGUGACCGACUGCACAGUGGAAUGUUUCUUCGUGAACUGACAUGAAAUAGAGAGAUAGUAGUGUUAUACAGCUUCAAGGCUGAUCCGAAACAUUAUAACAUUCACCUUGUGGGGCUGACUAAAGUAAGUGUACAUAAAAUAUUCUUAAAGGAAUUUGCAACAGUAAGUGAGGAAAUGUGAAUGUUUAUAUAAAAGGUUAUGUUGAUAAUUCUUAUUGGAAUUUGCCACAGUAGCUAAGUAACUAUAUUCACAUUACAUACAUACAUACAUACAUACAUACAUACAUACAUACAUACAUACAUACAUACAUACAUAGAUAGAUAGAUAGAUAGAUAGAUAGAUAGAUAGAUAGAUAGAUAGAUAGAUAGAUAGAUAGAUAGAUACAUACAUACAUACAUACAUACAUACAUACAUACAUACAUACAUACAUACAUACAUACAUACAUACAUACAUACAUACAUACAUACAUACAUACAUACAUACAUACAUACAUACAUACAUACAUACAUACAUACAUACAUACAUACAUACAUACAUACAUACAUACAUACAUACAUACAUACAUACAUACAUACAUACAUACAUACAUACAUACAUACAUACAUACAUACAUACAUACAUACAUACAUACAUACAUACAUACAUACAUACAUACAUACAUACAUACAUACAUACAUACAUACAUACAUACAUACAUACAUACAUACAUACAUACAUACAUACAUACAUACAUACAUACAUACAUACAUACAUACAUACAUACAUACAUACAUACAUACAUACAUACAUACAUACAUACAUACAUACAUACAUACAUACAUACAUACAUACAUACAUACAUACAUACAUACAUACAUACAUACAUACAUACAUACAUACAUACAUACAUACAUACAUACAUACAUACAUACAUACAUACAUACAUACAUACAUACAUACAUACAUACAUACAUACAUACAUACAUACAUACAUACAUACAUACAUACAUACAUACAUACAUACAUACAUACAUACAUACAUACAUACAUACAUACAUACAUACAUACAUACAUACAUACAUACAUACAUACAUACAUACAUACAUACAUACAUACAUACAUACAUACAUACAUACAUACAUACAUACAUACAUACAUACAUACAUACAUACAUACAUACAUACAUACAUACAUACAUACAUACAUACAUACAUACAUACAUACAUACAUACAUACAUACAUACAUACAUACAUACAUACAUACAUACAUACAUACAUACAUACAUACAUACAUACAUACAUACAUACAUACAUACAUACAUACAUACAUACAUACAUACAUACAUACAUACAUACAUACAUACAUACAUACAUACAUACAUACAUACAUACAUACAUACAUACAUACAUACAUACAUACAUACAUACAUACAUACAUACAUACAUACAUACAUACAUACAUACAUACAUACAUACAUACAUACAUACAUACAUACAUACAUACAUACAUACAUACAUACAUACAUACAUACAUACAUACAUACAUACAUACAUACAUACAUACAUACAUACAUACAUACAUACAUACAUACAUACAUACAUACAUACAUACAUACAUACAUACAUACAUACAUACAUACAUACAUACAUACAUACAUACAUACAUACAUACAUACAUACAUACAUACAUACAUACAUACAUACAUACAUACAUACAUACAUACAUACAUACAUACAUACAUACAUACAUACAUACAUACAUACAUACAUACAUACAUACAUACAUACAUACAUACAUACAUACAUACAUACAUACAUACAUACAUACAUACAUACAUACAUACAUACAUACAUACAUACAUACAUACAUACAUACAUACAUACAUACAUACAUACAUACAUACAUACAUACAUACAUACAUACAUACAUACAUACAUACAUACAUACAUACAUACAUACAUACAUACAUACAUACAUACAUACAUACAUACAUACAUACAUACAUACAUACAUACAUACAUACAUACAUACAUACAUACAUACAUACAUACAUACAUACAUACAUACAUACAUACAUACAUACAUACAUACAUACAUACAUACAUACAUACAUACAUACAUACAUACAUACAUACAUACAUACAUACAUACAUACAUACAUACAUACAUACAUACAUACAUACAUACAUACAUACAUACAUACAUACAUACAUACAUACAUACAUACAUACAUACAUACAUACAUACAUACAUACAUACAUACAUACAUACAUACAUACAUACAUACAUACAUACAUACAUACAUACAUACAUACAUACAUACAUACAUACAUACAUACAUACAUACAUACAUACAUACAUACAUACAUACAUACAUACAUACAUACAUACAUACAUACAUACAUACAUACAUACAUACAUACAUACAUACAUACAUACAUACAUACAUACAUACAUACAUACAUACAUACAUACAUACAUACAUACAUACAUACAUACAUACAUACAUACAUACAUACAUACAUACAUACAUACAUACAUACAUACAUACAUACAUACAUACAUACAUACAUACAUACAUACAUACAUACAUACAUACAUACAUACAUACAUACAUACAUACAUACAUACAUACAUACAUACAUACAUACAUACAUACAUACAUACAUACAUACAUACAUACAUACAUACAUACAUACAUACAUACAUACAUACAUACAUACAUACAUACAUACAUACAUACAUACAUACAUACAUACAUACAUACAUACAUACAUACAUACAUACAUACAUACAUACAUACAUACAUACAUACAUACAUACAUACAUACAUACAUACAUACAUACAUACAUACAUACAUACAUACAUACAUACAUACAUACAUACAUACAUACAUACAUACAUACAUACAUACAUACAUACAUACAUACAUACAUACAUACAUACAUACAUACAUACAUACAUACAUACAUACAUACAUACAUACAUACAUACAUACAUACAUACAUACAUACAUACAUACAUACAUACAUACAUACAUACAUACAUACAUACAUACAUACAUACAUACAUACAUACAUACAUACAUACAUACAUACAUACAUACAUACAUACAUACAUACAUACAUACAUACAUACAUACAUACAUACAUACAUACAUACAUACAUACAUACAUACAUACAUACAUACAUACAUACAUACAUACAUACAUACAUACAUACAUACAUACAUACAUACAUACAUACAUACAUACAUACAUACAUACAUACAUACAUACAUACAUACAUACAUACAUACAUACAUACAUACAUACAUACAUACAUACAUACAUACAUACAUACAUACAUACAUACAUACAUACAUACAUACAUACAUACAUACAUACAUACAUACAUACAUACAUACAUACAUACAUACAUACAUACAUACAUACAUACAUACAUACAUACAUACAUACAUACAUACAUACAUACAUACAUACAUACAUACAUACAUACAUACAUACAUACAUACAUACAUACAUACAUACAUACAUACAUACAUACAUACAUACAUACAUACAUACAUACAUACAUACAUACAUACAUACAUACAUACAUACAUACAUACAUACAUACAUACAUACAUACAUACAUACAUACAUACAUACAUACAUACAUACAUACAUACAUACAUACAUACAUACAUACAUACAUACAUACAUACAUACAUACAUACAUACAUACAUACAUACAUACAUACAUACAUACAUACAUACAUACAUACAUACAUACAUACAUACAUACAUACAUACAUACAUACAUACAUACAUACAUACAUACAUACAUACAUACAUACAUACAUACAUACAUACAUACAUACAUACAUACAUACAUACAUACAUACAUACAUACAUACAUACAUACAUACAUACAUACAUACAUACAUACAUACAUACAUACAUACAUACAUACAUACAUACAUACAUACAUACAUACAUACAUACAUACAUACAUACAUACAUACAUACAUACAUACAUACAUACAUACAUACAUACAUACAUACAUACAUACAUACAUACAUACAUACAUACAUACAUACAUACAUACAUACAUACAUACAUACAUACAUACAUACAUACAUACAUACAUACAUACAUACAUACAUACAUACAUACAUACAUACAUACAUACAUACAUACAUACAUACAUACAUACAUACAUACAUACAUACAUACAUACAUACAUACAUACAUACAUACAUACAUACAUACAUACAUACAUACAUACAUACAUACAUACAUACAUACAUACAUACAUACAUACAUACAUACAUACAUACAUACAUACAUACAUACAUACAUACAUACAUACAUACAUACAUACAUACAUACAUACAUACAUACAUACAUACAUACAUACAUACAUACAUACAUACAUACAUACAUACAUACAUACAUACAUACAUACAUACAUACAUACAUACAUACAUACAUACAUACAUACAUACAUACAUACAUACAUACAUACAUACAUACAUACAUACAUACAUACAUACAUACAUACAUACAUACAUACAUACAUACAUACAUACAUACAUACAUACAUACAUACAUACAUACAUACAUACAUACAUACAUACAUACAUACAUACAUACAUACAUACAUACAUACAUACAUACAUACAUACAUACAUACAUACAUACAUACAUACAUACAUACAUACAUACAUACAUACAUACAUACAUACAUACAUACAUACAUACAUACAUACAUACAUACAUACAUACAUACAUACAUACAUACAUACAUACAUACAUACAUACAUACAUACAUACAUACAUACAUACAUACAUACAUACAUACAUACAUACAUACAUACAUACAUACAUACAUACAUACAUACAUACAUACAUACAUACAUACAUACAUACAUACAUACAUACAUACAUACAUACAUACAUACAUACAUACAUACAUACAUACAUACAUACAUACAUACAUACAUACAUACAUACAUACAUACAUACAUACAUACAUACAUACAUACAUACAUACAUACAUACAUACAUACAUACAUACAUACAUACAUACAUACAUACAUACAUACAUACAUACAUACAUACAUACAUACAUACAUACAUACAUACAUACAUACAUACAUACAUACAUACAUACAUACAUACAUACAUACAUACAUACAUACAUACAUACAUACAUACAUACAUACAUACAUACAUACAUACAUACAUACAUACAUACAUACAUACAUACAUACAUACAUACAUACAUACAUACAUACAUACAUACAUACAUACNGAUAGAUAGAUAGAUAGAUAGAUAGAUAGAUAGAUAGAUAGAUAGAUAGAUAGAUAGAUAGAUAGAUAGAUAGAUAGAUAGAUAGAUAGAUAGAUAGAUAGAUAAAUAGAUAGAUGGAUAGAUGGAUCGAUGGAUCGAUGGAUCGAUGGAUCGAUGGAUGGAUGGAUCGAUGGAUCGAUGGAUCGAUGGAUCGAUGGAUCGAUGGAUGGAUGGAUCGAUGGAUGGAUGGAUCGAUGGAUGGAUGGAUGGAUGGAUGGAUGGAUGGAUGGAUGGAUGGAUGGAUGGAUGGAUUUAAGGUUCGAAGUGAUCCCUUCUAAAGUAAGUGUAUAUUUACAUUUUUAAAUAAAAUAGAGAAGCAUAUAAUAAAGUAGAGAAGCAUGUAAUAAAGUAGAGAAGCAUACAAUAAAGUAGUGAAUCAUUCAAUAAAGUAGAGAAGCAUAUAAUAAAUUAGAGAAGCAUAUAAUAAAGUAGAGAAGCAUAUAACAAAGUAGAAAGUAGAGAAGCAUGUAAUAAAGUCUAGAAUUAUUUAAAAAAGUAGAGAAGUUUAAAAUAAAGUAGAGACGUUUAUAAUAAAGUAGAGAAGCAUGUAAUGAAGUAGAGAAGCAAAUAACAAAGUAGAGAAACAUAUAACGAAGUAUAGAAGCAUAUAACAAAUUAGCAAAGCAUAUAACAAAGUAGAAAAGCAUACAACAAAUUAGAGCACCAAAUAUCUCAGUCCCCUCGAGAAUGAAGUACGACGACCUGGUGGAGCAUCUGGGAGAGUUCGGUCCCUAUCAGAGAAAGAUUUACCUCCUCACGUGUCUGCCCGUCUUGUCUGCUGCCAUCCAGACGCUUCUACCUGUCUUCACCCUCGCGACACCAGACCACAGGUACGUGCACCCGGUACAUCAUAUAUAUAUUAAAUAAUCAGGUCUAGAUUAAUGUAUAAUAAUAUGGCCAGAAAACUUUAGAACGAUCAGAGUUAAAUUCAGUGAGCUAACAUUUCCAUAAUAAUUUUCUAUACAAGAGAACCUGGCUGCGAUUGUGACUUAAACACAAUACGGCGAAACAUUUAAGUGAGAUAUGGUGUAUGUAUGCCAGGAACAUGAAGAAACGAGCAAAUAGUGCAAUAUGAGUUUAUGGACCUUCUUUAACAUUUUAUUGUAAAAACAUCCAUUAACCCGUGUUGGUAGCCAAAUUCAAGCCAAUAUGUCCAUUCAUAAUCUGUUUUAGCUGAAAAAGAAUAUGAACCAGUUACUUUUCGACUCAAUUUUUUACUCAAUUUUGACUCAAUUUUUAAUAACAUUCUUGAGGAUGUAACCCCUCCCUCCCCCCCCCAAAGCGGUCGUCUUAAUGAAAAUAUGUGAUCCUAGAACAUACCCUAUUAGAACUCGUAUCCUAGAACAUACCCUAUUAGAACUCGUAUCCUAGAACAUACCCUAUUAGAACUCGUAUCCUAGAACAUACCCUAUUAGAACUCGUAUCCUAGAACAUACCCUAUUAGAACUCGUAUCCUAGAACAUACCCUAUUAGAACUCGUAUCCUAGAACAUACCCUAUUAGAACUCGUAUCCUAGAACAUACCCUAUUAGAACUCGUAUCCUAGAACAUACUCUAUUAGAACUCGUAUCCUAGAACAUACCCUAUUAGAACUCGUUGAGUAAGGCUACCGGAUUUCUUAAGGCCUUAAAUCUGUCAAUGUUUUCAGAUGCUCAAUACCCGAGCUGACCAAUGACACGUACACGACACAGAACGCCGGACACCUGGCCCUCCAGAACCACACGUUGUGGCGGGGAGGCGGUGACGUCAGCAACCCGUGGGGAUCAGGGCAGUGUCACAACAUCGUCAACAGGCAAGUGGUCAAGCGGAGUGUGAGGAGAAGAUGAUUGAUUGGGGGAUGUUUGAUGACAUACUGUGAGGAGAAGAUGAUUGUUUCGAUGAUGUUUGACUGAAUCAAUAGUUGAAUCAUCGAACAGAAGUAGUGCGCAAUCAAAAGCUGCGCUCGGAGAAAAGCCUGGAUUUUAGCGCCCCAAAAAGUUUACAGCAAAAAACAUAUUUUGUUGAUAAAAAACACAAGAUCUCGGCGCCCCCUGAAGGUGGCGCCCCUCCUAUCGCUCGUACCUGUAACACAGCUUUAAAAGAGCAAAUCUACACUCUUUUUCUUGAAUUUAAUAAAAUAUGAACACAUGACAAUAUUAACAACAUUAACAUGACAUCUAUUGAACACUGUUAAAAUAAGAUCUAUUGAGCCAUAUUAAAAUUACAUCCAUUGACUAAUAUCAAAAUAAUACCAAUUGACCAACAUUAAAAUGAUAUCUACUGACCAAUAUUAAAAAGACAGCUACUGACCAAUAUUAAAAUGACAUCUAUUGACCUACUUUAAAAUGACUUCUACGGAACAAUAUUAAAAGGACAUCAAUAAAAUCGAGAGUUUCGAAAAACGAAUUUGAUCUGACAACAUAAAAAAAAAAAACAUUUUGUUCCUUCUAUAUAUAUAUAUUUAUAUAGUAACGGAGAAAUACAGUAUGAUCACAAAGCGAUAGCUCGAAAAACUUGCAAUGUACGUUGGAUGAGGUACGGUGGUGGCUUUGUUGAUACAGCAAUCGUUUUUUUGUUUCGGUGCUUUCUAGCUGCAGUCUUGAAUUUUAACAGGAUGACGAGCUAUCCAAUUUUCGCUUAAUGGGCAUUGUGAUGCAGCCUCAGGUUUCGCUGCAAUUACGACACGUCUUUUGAACCCCCCAAAUUAAAUUUUACUUUCAUAAACCUGCUUCAAAAUGUAUUUGUAAAGUUAUUUAAUGGUUUUCAUACACUGGUCUUUCGUUAUGGGAUGUUCCGUUUCGGUAUUCAGAUUACGUAACACCAAGGUUUUUAGAAUAUCUGUAUCUAUUUAUACAACGAUAUUAUGAAUGAUAAGAAGUGGUGGGUUUGCAGAUAAAAUUAAUUGAUAUACUUUUAUUGAAACGCAUUUUUUAUUCGACGACACAUCCUCAAAAGAUAUAGAAUCAAAAUUGUUUGAUCAUCCAUGGUGAAGAUAAUGUCCAAACAUGUCAUUUGAUUUCCUCUGUGUGGCCAGGUGACGCUUUUUAUUCGUGUCACCGCAACAACGAAAAAAAAAAAAAAAAAAAAAAAAAAAAAAAAAAAAAAAAAACACGUUGCGGGUUUAAUAUUUCCACGAGCAGAAGCAAAUAUUGUUGAGUUGAAACGAAAUGAGAUACCAAUCAUCAAUGUAGGAAGUUAUUUUUAUUUUGUUGAGGGGGGGUUGAAAUAAUGUGUUUUCAAUUGAAAUUUCAAAACGGUUUGACUUCCCCGUUUGCCUGGCCAGUCCAGCGAGUUCACAACUGUGUUAUACACCAAAAGAAUUUUUCUUGAAUGUUGUCACAUUUUUUUUUUAAAUUAACGUUCAGAAGUGCCACAGAUCCUGAUGCUUUGAAAGGCAACUUCCCGUUUUCAAAUAAGACAGAAAAGUGCAACAGAUGGGUUUACGAUACCUCAACGUUCGACAGCACAUUCGUCACACAGGUCAGUACUUGGUCAGUGUUUGUUGUGCAUACUUGCCAAUUAUUUCGUUACUGUUUGCUUAGUCAUCGGCCAAUAUUUUGUUAAGCAGUCCGUUACCAUUCAAUAUUUGAUCAGUGUUCGGUCAGUCAUGGGGUCAGUAAUUGGUCAGGCUUCGGUCAAUUUGGGGUAAAGUCUUCUACCAAUGCGUUUACUUAACAUUAGGAUGGCAGCGUAGCUAAAAUAAUUCUAAAUUUUCGUCUUGGCCUGGUAAAUGAAAACGAAACAAAAAAAAACUACCUGAUCGAAAUAAAUAUGAUGAGGACUGUGAGAAGAUUGAAAUGACAUAGACUUUUCGGUGACCGUACGAAGCUAACCAUUUCAGAGACGAGUGAGAAAAUACAAAAUUUGAGUAAGUGAAAAAAAUAAUUAAAGACAGUCAAUGGCGUGCAACCUUAUGUCAAAACUCUCGGUGGCAAAAGCAAAAUAGAGGUAUUGAAAGAAAUGUGAACUACUAUAAAAAAUAAGAAAAUAGGACAGGACUAAUGCGGACCAAAAGAAAAUAGGACAGAGGGGAAAGCUAUUAAGGAAAUAAUCAGAAUAAAUAAUAUUUCGUUACUUCGCGGGCCGCAAAGGUGGUGCUGGCGGGCCGUAUGUUUUGCAGGCCUGUUCUGGAGGAAUGUCUAGAGGAUUGACUAAAGGAGAACAACGUGGAUAAAAAUUGCAGCACAGAGCAAACGAUUAUUUUAAAUAUUUUUAAUCCGUCAAACAUAGAUGCAUAUAAGCAAACCUUACGUGUUAUAUAAAUGUGUUUAAGGACAAUUUUAAUGGGUGGUGAAAAAAGAAUAUGGCUGCAUGAAUAGCAUCUCAAAAGAAUGUGUUGAAACACAGUGCAUCUGCGGGGGCAAGAUGAUCACCACAUUUUUUUAUUAUAAAUCGAAUAACAUCACACGGCUAACAUUGCAACAAAAAAAAAAAAAACAUUAGUAAAUUUUAUUGAUGAUUUUAAAAAACAACGAACAAACAACAAACAUUUUUCAAACUGAAAUCCCUGCACAGAUAAACAUUGUGUGCGACGCCAAGAGCUUGAGAUCCCAUGCUAACAUGAUCUACAUGGCUGGAGUCCUUGUCGGAUCAUUCGUAUUCGGUCUGGUGUCAGACAAGUAUUGACGUGUUUAUGUUUUAAUUCUCUAAAUCAGUGGUUCUCAAAAUAUUUUCCAGCAUCCCCUAGACGCGCCCGCCCCCUCCCCUUCCCUGAUUUACCCCCAAAGUAAUCAUUUCUAGAAUAAAAUUUUGUAAGAACCUACAUGGUAGGCUAUUACAGAAUGAGCUGUUUAAGUGUCCAUAUAAAAUCUUAAAUUGUAAUUUUACAAAGUGUGUUAGUUCAAUGAUUGAUUUCUCAAAUAAUCAUUAUAGCUUGUAUAAUCAUUUUGAAAUUUAAAUUGAUUCGGCUCCUGUCAAAUAAAAAUAAUACGAGUUUACUAUCAAUAUUUUUGAGAAUCCCAAUUGGGAAAUAGGAAUGUUAUGUUGAACGUAAGCUUGUCGUCUGUGUGGGUGCAGUGAUUGGGAAUUGUGUUUUGCUCCCUUCAGUAUUUAUCUAAAAAUCAGUUUCAUUAGCAAUAGCUCAACAUUCUUAAAGUGCAUUUGCAAAUCCUUUAAACAAAAAUGUAUCUCCAUAUUGAAAUCAAUUGAUCAAUCUGUUGAAAAUUCGCCCCACCCAUUGUUGUUUAAAGACCAUAUUCCCACCCCCCCCCAACUUCCUGUAAAAAUGUAAGCUGCAAAACAUUACAAUAGAUCAUCAUCAUCAUCAUCAUCGUGUCCCUUAGUCCUUGGACCGUUGGGGCGACAAACAUGACAUGUGAACUAUCCUCCUCCAUUCGUCUCUGUUUUCAGCACAUCGCACAGCAUCGCCCAGUUUUAGCCCUGUCCACUCUUUGAUGUUAUCCUCCCCUCUUUUUCCCUGUCUUCCUCUUCUCCUCUGUCCUCUCGUUGUGCCCUGCAUGAUUUCUUUGGUGACUUCAUCGUUUCUUCAAGUUGACAAAUGAAGACAAUAGAGAUGCCAAACAAAACGAAACACAUUCUUGCAUUCAAAGAUACGUUAAACUCUUUUUAAAGGUCAUACUUCAUCAAUUGUGUGUCAAUUCAUUGUGUUGUAAUGAAGAGAAACUGCCAGAAUUGGCCAACAAGUAUUCUCCGUACAUUUCAGAAUAGGUCGAAAGAAAGCCAUCCUGAUGUCGCUGGUCUUCCACUCGGUGGCCGCCAUUUGUACAGCUUUCUCAGCCAACUUUCCGGUCUUCGCGUUUCUGAGAUUUGUCACAGGGUUGGGAGACGUGGGUCUGUUUAUGUGCUGCUUUGUGCUGGGUAAGUGGGUCUGUUUAUGUGCUGCUUUGUGCUGGGUAAGUGGGUCUGUUGGUGUGCUGCUUUGUGCUGGGUAAGUGGGUCUGUUUAUGUGCUGCUUUGUGCUGGGUAAGUGGGUCUGUUUAUGUGCUGCUUUGUGCUGGGUAAGUGGGUCUGUUUAUGUGCUGCUUUGUGCUGGGUAAGUGGGUCUGUUUAUGUGCUGCUUUGUGCUGGGUAAGUGGGUCUGUUUAUGUGCUGCUUUGUGCUGGGUAAGUGGGUCUGUUUGUGUGCUGCUUUGUGCUGGGUAAGUGGGUCUGUUUAUGUGCUGCUUUGUGCUGGGUAAGUGGGUCUGUUUAUGUGCUGCUUUGUGCUGGGUAAGUGGGUCUGUUUAUGUGCUGCUUUGUGCUGGGUAAGUGGGUCUGUUUGUGUGCUGCUUUGUGCUGGGUAAGUGGGUCUGUUUAUGUGCUGCUUUUUGCAGGGUAAGUCGGUCUCUUUGUGUGCUGCUUUGUGCUGGGUAAGUGGGUCUGUUUGUGUGCUGCCUUGUGCGCGUAAGUGGGUCUCUUUGUGUGCUGCUUUGUGUAGGGUAAGUGGGUUCUUUAUGUGCUGCUUUGUGUUGGGUAAGUGGGUCGCAUUAUGUGGUGCUUUUUGUUGGGUAUUGGGUCAAUUUAUGUGCUGCUUUAGCUAGGUAAUUGCGUCUCUUUAUGUGCUGCCUUAGCUGGGUAAGCGGGUCUCUUUAUGUACCACCUUCUGAGGGGUAAAUGGUUCUUCUAACCUUAUCUGCUGCUGUGUGGUGGUUCUGUUUAUAUGUUGCUUAGACAUCUUGUUUACAAUGUAGAAAUCCACAAUAAAUUCAUCUUCAUCCAGAAUUUACCCAGCGGCGAAAUUCAUAUUUCUUAACAACAGUUACGAUAAAAUAAUGACCAUUUUAAGUAUAGAAAAAAUUACAUAUACUGGACGCUAGUUAACUUUCAUUAUUUUUUUUUCUUAGAGUUAUAUCUUAAUAAGAACAAUACAAAAGCAAGAGCUCAACCAAAGCAUAGGUUAUGUUAAACAUAGGUUAUGUUAAACAUAGGUUAUGUUAAACGUAGGUUAUGUUAAACGUAGGUUAUGUUAAACGUAGGUUAUGUUAAACGUAGGUUAUGUUAAACGUAGGUUAUGUUAAACGUAGGUUAUGUUAAACGUAGGUUAUGUUAAACGUAGGUUAUGUUAAACGUAGGUUAUGUUAAACGUAGGUUAUGUUAAACGUAGGUUAUGUUAAACGUAGGUUAUGUUAAACGUAGGUUAUGUUAAACGUAGGUUAUGUUAAACAUAGGUUAUGUUAAACGUAGGUUAUGUUAUCAUAACACAUUUUUAAAAUACCAAAGAGAAACAAAUUAAAUAAUGUUUGAAUAAAAAAAAUAAAAAUAUUUCUGUAUUAAAAGUAUUUCCAUAUUGCUGAUUAAAAGUGCCAUUAUAACUCCGAACUCCACAAUAGAAUUAUAUCAGGCCCUGUGCCCUCCACCCUCAAAGGUAGGUAAUUGCAAAAGUGAGACAGUCGGGAUAAUUUUUCAGGUUACUGCCCAGGUACAGAAAUAUUUGUGAAAAAUCUACAGUUGAACAACUUGACAUUCAAAUUCAAAUAGAUAUUUUUUUGAAAAUUAUAUUCACAGUAUAUUAUAUUCAGAGUGAAUUAUAUUUGACUGUAUCGACAAUUAAUUAUAUUUGCAGUAAUAAUUUCAUACAUAUUUCUUUUCUUUUUUUUUAACAAACUCAGCCAUGGAAUUGGUUGGCCGAAAAUGGCGGGCCCAAGCCGGAGUGGCGGUCCAGUACUUCUGGUGUGCCGGGAUGUUUGUCCUCGUCGGGAUGGCGUACGGAAUCCGGGACUGGAAAGUGCUUCAGAUUGUACCGUCUUGCUGCACACUAGUGAUCUUCUUACUGUGGUGGUCAGUAUACCCAAUACUUAAUGUCUGCGUCCUUAUCAAGUCGGAGCUAACAGCAUGCGAUGAAAGAAGACAAUUCUUUGUCUUAUAUUAUUAUUACUGCUUAAGACGAAAUACUUUUCAUAAUUUUAUUUAAAUACAUAUGAUAUCUAAAAAUAAAUGCUCUUCGAUACUUUCAAGGACUUGUUAAAGGUUCUUGAAUUUAUUAACAAUAAAUAAUCUCCUACAUAGUGAUUACAUAAAAGAAAUUUAGGAUGCACGGUAAAAAGUGUAGGCCUAUUAUUUUGUUAAAUAUUUGCAUAAAGAUUUUUUUUUUUUUUUUUAAAGUUCAUUUUGAGAGAGUGCGAAUUUCAGAUUUGUAACAAAUUGUUUGCAGUUGUAGAGAACAUACGAAAAGAGUGGCAGUACUAGCUUUAACGUUAUUGAAAAAUGAUGAUCAAUAUCGUAACUCUGGGACAUGCAGUCUCUCUACCCUCCUUCAAGCAUCCCUCACUCCGCAUAUCUAUUUCUCUCUCUUUCUGUUUUCUUGAGUUUUAUGCAGCGCUGUGAGACUCAACCAAUUUUUACCGUUUAUUUAUUUAUUUGUUUUUUUAAAUUUCACAUCAACAUAAGCGUUUUCAAUUUAAAUGGUUUGAAGCGUUUCAGAUGUUGUCGGAUGGCAUACUGUGUAUGUUUUGCUACAAUUCAUCUAGGUUCAUCCCGGAGUCCCCCAGGUGGUUGCUGAGCAAAGGUCGCGAGGAGGAGGCCAGAGCCAUCCUAGAAAAGAUCGCCACGGCCAACAGAAAGGAGUUGCCGAAAUACAUUUUCGACAGCGAGGGCGAGUCUCAGGCCAAGGGGACUUUGAUGGACGUGUUCUCCCAUCCUGUGCUGGCCUUCAGGGCUGUUAUCAUCUUUAUCAAUUGGUGAGUGCAGGAAUCACGUCAGUAACAUCAAAUUGCAGGUCACAUAAUUUAACUAUAAAUGACACAUAUAUUUUUAAAAUGUUUAUUAACAUAAUGGUUUCACCACACAUAUAUAAUUUUGAAUCCUUCAAAACCGAUUUGAAAACACAUCUAUUUCGCAGACACGUGCUGGGGUGAGGUUGUCCACCACCUUUUCCAGCUAGCUAUUAUCUCCUAUAUGUAUAUUGGCCUGUGUUGUUGAUAGUUGAAAGGGAUGAAAGACUCUGACUGGGUUUGGCUCGUUUGUAGUUGUUGUAGUUGUUGUAGUUGUUGCAUUUUAUGUUUCAGUUCUCUUUGAAUAUGGCUAACUCUGUACCGCGCUUCGAGCCUUGGGGAUGAAGCGUGCGUUUUAUAAAUAAACUUUAUUCUUAUUACUAUUAUAUGUAUAUAUAUAUUUAUAUGUAUUGAUGUUCAUUUGUUAAAGUUCGCUCAACCUGAGAUUUUCUAGAAGAGCGCUGGGCAAUCCUAUCGCAAAACGAAACGUGGUGCGAACGUAAACAUGAAGCUAACCGACAAGUUGCACUAAUUGACCUCUAAACGUCGGCCGUGUUUUGUUUAAAUUGUUUUGAAUUUAAAAAAAAAUAAUUAAAACAUAUAUGAACAACUUAAAAAAAAAACCAAAAAAAAACCCCACACUUAUUUGGACACUUUUAGCUGUCCAAACGGGCCAUCAAAGAUGGGGGCGUGACAGACGUGGGAUUCUGGUAAACUGGUUUUACUUCCUUAACAAAAAACAAAAAAAUUAAGGUAAUUUUCAUAUUUUUAAAUCUUUUUUUUUUUUUUAAUUUUUUUUUUUCUUUUUUAUUCACACAUAAGGUUUCUGAGUUCCUUUUUUGUUACAAUCAUGCACGACUCACCUUACUUUCAGACCAAAUGUUUCAUUUAUUCAAAUUGAAAAAGAAAGAAAAAAAAAUGUGUGAACUUCCGACAUGUGGCCUUUGCCACCGAAACAGUGGAUCACCAGCUCUUUGUUUGCCACCGAAACAGUGGACCACCUGCUUUUUGUUUGCCACCGAAACAGUGGACCACCAGCUCUUUGUCUGCCACCGAAACAGUGGACCACCAGCUCCUUGUUUGCCACCGAAACAGUGGACCACCUGCUCUUUGUUUGCCCCCAAACAGUGGACCACCUGCUCUUUGUUUGCCACCGAAACAGUGGACAACCUGCUCUUUGUUUGCCACCGAAACAGUGGACCAGCUGCUCUUUGUUUGCCGUGAAAUUGGGGCGGGCUGUGGAUUGAACCAAGCCGGUGACCUGUGUUCAUGAUCUGAUUUAUGGCGAUGACGGCUUGAUGACUGCACGUUGCUAAAAAUCUGGCCAGGGGGUCAUGAGAGUCUUAGGCUCGAUCCUCGAUUUAUGAUAUCGAUUUUUGAAAGGAAUUUAGUUGCUAGUUUAGUUGUUGUUUAUUAGAGCUAGGGCUGCUCUAGCAGGCAUCACACACAGUAGUGAUAGGUACGAUGGUGGAGGCAGGGCUGCUCUAGCAGGUAUCAAUCACAGCAGUGAUAGGUACGAUGGUGGAGGCAGGGCUGCUCUAGCAGGUACCAAUCACAGCAGUGAUAGGUACGAUGGUGGAGGUAGGGCUGCUCUAGCAGGCAUCACACACAGCAGUGAUAGGUACGAUGGUGGAGGUAGGGCUGCUCUAGCAGGCAUCACACACAGUAGUGAUAGUUAUGAUGGUGGAGCUACCUACCUAAUGCUAGAGGCACAGAUGAGAUGUGCGUGGUUACACGAUUGGAGCAAACUUUUGUUCAACCUGUUGAUGACAAGGAAGGUGUCUAGUUUCACACUUAAUUUUGAAUUAAACACACUAGAAAAAAGUAUGUCUUCAUAUCCUUCUUUUUAGUAAUAGUAUUUCAUGACUCACGCCUACCAAGUAGUGUGACAAAAUGUAUUGUCAUUUGUCAAGGAUAAGACUUUUAUUUAAUAUAUGGUUGCCCACUAUACUCUAGAAUGAUCUAUAUUAAUGUCUUGAAAAUCACCCACAAACCAAUCUUGAGUGGCAGCUCAUGAAUUAAUGAAACACAAGCUGAUUGUAACACUACUUAUCUCAACCCCUUGUCUCGCCCCAUUCCCCCCACCCCUCGCCCCUAGGUUAGUUGUGACAGUUGUGUACUACGGCCUGACCUUCAACAUCGGUACUCUAAGUGGAGACAUCUACGUGAACUUUGCCCUGAACGCCAGCGUGGAGACCCUGGGGAACGUGGCCGCCUUUCUGGUGUUGCCUCGAUGGGGCAGGAAACGGUUCCACUGCUUCGCCGUUCUACUGAGUGGCCUGGCGUGCCUCUGUUCGAUGAUACCAGUGCUGCUGGGGACCACAGGUAGGUGGGGAAGGGGGGGGGCCGCAGGCGGGAAGGGGAACACAGGGGGGAGUGGACCACAGGUGGGAAGGGACCACAAGUGGGAGGGGAUCACAGGUAAACUGGGACCACGUGUUAGAGACGAUACCAGACAGGAGAUGAGACGUAGGUGGGUGGGGAACACACGUAGGUGGGGAAAACAGGUAGGGGGCGACCAAAAGUGGGUGGAGAAAACAGGUAGGGGGCGACCACAAGUAGGUGGGGAAAACAGGUAGGGGCGACCACAGGUAGGUGGGGAAAACAGGUAGGUGGCGACCACAAGUAGGGGGGGAAAACAGGUAGGGGCGACCACAGGUUGGUGGGGAAAACAGGUAGGGGCGACCACAGGUAGGUGGCGAUAACAGGUAGGCGAAGAUCUUUAGGAGGUGAAUACAGUUAGGAGGGGACCUCAGCUAGGAGAGGACCACAGGCACAGGGGGGGGGGCAGCACAGGCUGUGGCGUAGUAAGUGUUAUUGCCACCCCUUCAGUGGGCCAAGGAGAAAACAAACUGUGGUUUGCCGAAAAUCAAGCCCCUCCAUAAAAAGAAAAAAAAAGUGCUGUCUUGGUGGAGCCCCCCUUCUGCACCCCACUCCCUGCGCCACUGGCCACUGGUGGAAGGAGACUACAUUUGGCUGAGACCCACAGAUAGAAUGGGGGACUACAGGUUAAAAGGGUUCACAGGAGGUGGUCAUCAGGCUGGAUGCGACUACAGGUUAAAGGGGUUCACAGGAGGGGGUCAUCAGGCUGGAUGCGACUACAGGUUAAAGGGGUUCACAGGAGGGGGUCAUCAGGCUGGAUGCGACUACAGGUUAAAGGGGUUCACAGGAGGGGGUCAUCAGGCUGGAUGCGACUACAGGUUAAAGGGGUUCACAGGAGGGGGUCAUCAGGCUGGAUGCGACUACAGGUUAAAGGGGUUCACAGGAGGGGGUCAUCAGGCUGGAUGCGACUACAGGUUAAAGGGGUUCACAGGAGGGGGUCAUCAGGCUGGAUGCGACUACAGGUUAAAGGGGUUCACAGGAGGGGGUCAUCAGGCUGGAUGCGACUACAGGUUAAAGGGGUUCACAGGAGGGGGUCAUCAGGCUGGAUGCGACUACAGGUUAAAGGGGUUCACAGGAGGGGGUCAUCAGGCUGGAUGCGACUACAGGUUAAAGGGGUUCACAGGAGGGGGUCAUCAGGCUGGAUGCGACUACAGGUUAAAGGGGUUCACAGGAGGGGGUCAUCAGGCUGGAUGCGACUACAGGUUAAAGGGGUUCACAGGAGGGGGUCAUCAGGCUGGAUGCGACUACAGGUUAAAGGGGUUCACAGGAGGGGGUCAUCAGGCUGGAUGCGACUACAGGUUAAAGGGGUUCACAGGAGGGGGUCAUCAGGCAAGAUGCCAUUACCGGUGGGCGAGACGCUAUGUGGGCCAACUGCUUUAUUAUUCAUUUGUUAACAUCUUUUUAUAGUCUUGGAAAAAUAAUGCGUUUUGAACGGGAGCAUGUUACUGAGAUGGAUAGAGCCAACAAAUACAGUGGGGCCGCUUGAUGGAAUGGCGUCCGUAGGGAAGAUUAGACCUGGGCGUGUACGAUCAAUAUAGAACAGCCAGUGAUAAGGUUAACAGUGGGAUGCCCGUUAACUGAUUUAAUUAGCGUUGGCUAAAAAAUUAAUAGAGCUUUGUUUAAGUCCAGCAAUAAGCCAAGGCCACACAUGUAGAAAUAUAAUGAUCGAAGGUUUCACACAACACGCUAAUGUGGGAGAAAAGACAUCGCUGGUGUCACGUGAUGAGUUCACACAGUGUAUCAAAUAACGUCAUAAACAAUAUUUUGAAAACACUCUAAUCAAAAAUGAAGAAAGAUUUUAUAAUAAAGUUGAGUGGAUUCUUUAAGCGAUGCACUUUAUGAAUCAAAGGGAUUCUAACGCGAUGCGGACGAAACUUAAAUGUUAUAUUCUUAUUAUUUUUAAAAAAAAUAUAUAUACAUAUUUUCUGCACAGACUUUCUUUAUGUUUUCAAAUUUUAAGAAUGUCUAUGUCUACGUUUUAGUAGUAUAAAACUUGUCUUUUUAAAAAAUUUUUAAGUAUCUUCUUUUGUAUGUGCUUAAUUUUAGCAUUAAAAUUGUAACUUGAAUAUCAUCGACAAAAGAAGUAUUAGAUCUAUUUAACUUUUUUGUGUGUUAAAUAUGUAUGGUUUUAUUGUAAAUGUAAUCAUAAGUUUAUUCCCUGUACAGACGCAUGGAUGACCAUUAGUUUGUUCCCUGUACAGUGUACAGAUGUAUGUAAUCAUCAGUUUGUUCUCCUGUACAGACGUAUGGGUGACCAUUAGUUUGUUCCCUGUACAGAUGUAUGGGUGACCAUUAGAUUGUUCCCUGUACAGACGCAUGGAUGACCAUUAGUUUGUUCCCUGGCCAGUGUACAGAUGUAUGUAAUCAUCAGUUUGUUCUCCUGUACAGACGUAUGGGUGACCAUUAGUUUGUUCCCUGUACAGAUGUAUGGGUGACCAUUAGAUUGUUCCCUAUACAGAUGCAUGGAUGACCAUUAGUUUGUUCCCUGUACAGUGUACAGAUGUAUGUAAUCAUCAGUUUGUUCUCCUGUACAGACGUAUGGGUGACCAUUAGUUUGUUCCCUGUACGGAUGUAUGGGUGACCAUUAGAUUGUUCCCUGUACAGACGUAUGGGUGACCAUUAGUUUGUUCCUUGGCCAGUGUAGAGAUGUAUGUAAAAAUUAGUUUGUUCCCUGGCCAGUGUACAGAUGUAUGUAAUCAUCAGUUUGUUCUCCUGUACAGACGCAUGGGUGAACAUUCUCCUGUCCAACGUCGGCAAGUUUGGUGCUACAGGUGGUUUCGCCACGAUGUUCGUGUACUCGGCUGAGCUGUACCCGACGUCGCUACGGAACAGUGUGGUGGGAACAAGUUCCAUGGUUGCCAGAGUUGGCGGCAUGAUAUCUCCAUACAUAGCAGACCUGGUGAGAUAUGAUGUCUGUAACUAGCAGACCUGGUGAGAUAUGAUGUCUGUAACUAGCAGACCUGGUGAGAUAUGAUGUCUGUAACUAGCAGACCUGGUGAGAUAUUUUAGAUGUAAAUAGCAGACAUGGUGAGAUAGUAUAUCUGUAGAUAUCACACUUGGUAAGACAUAACAUCUGUUCAUAGCAGACCUGUUAAGACAUUCUAUAUGUGCACGUAAAAGGCUCGGUAGGACACGAUAUUUCCAAACAUAGAACCUGUCGACAUAAUAUCUCCAUAGAUAGCAGACUUGGUUAAAGCGUAAUGCAGUACAUAUACUCAAUUCCAAAACUGAAAUAUCAUCUGCACCCGCUAGCAAGUGGGUCGAACACAAAUCAAUCAGCCCCACUUAAUCGAACGACUAAUAAAUUGUUUGUGUUCAGCGUGCCAAUGUCCAUUGUUAUAAUUCGUCUUUGGCCAUUCGUUAUACUCCUUCAUUUCCGUCAUCCAUCAUAUCUUUAGUUUUUUUAGUCUUCUCAUCACGUCACCAGGGUAUACUCCUCGGCGGUCAGUUUGGCGCAGCGGUUCCAUUCAUUGUGUUCGGCACAUGCGGUGUGCUUGCAGGACUGCUGACUCUCUUCCUGCCAGAAACUUUGAACCAAACUUUGCCGGAGACCGUCCAGGAAGCGAUAGACUUCGGAAGGUAAAAUCAAGUACUUUUAUUCAUGUGCAUUACUGCAGAGCCGUUCUUAGGAGCUUNGGGGGGGGGGGGGGGGGGGGGGGGGGAGGGGGGGGGGGGGGGGUCCGGGGGGGCGGAGCUCCCUCGAGCUGAGGAGAAAACACCACCCACCACUGCAGACGGCUGCAGUGCCAGUUUAAGAAGAACCGGGGGCUAGAGGGUGCCUCAAGGGGGCGCCCUCACGCUCGGAGCCCUAAGAACGGGCCUGAUUACUGCUUAACAUCACAUACAUUAUGAUUAGAUAAAUAUUUCGUCAAUUAAACUUUCAUAUUAUUUGAAGAAAAUUUUUUUUUAUAAAUAAAAAUUGUAGGGUCGCUUACUUUAUAUAUAUUUCUGUAGCGUUGUAUGGCGGAUGAAGACAUCAGGUGUUAGCAAAUAUUUUUCAGCUUCUCCCCACUUGUUGAUGUAAAAAUAAUGACCUCCUCCUCACUGUUAAAAUCCCAAACGCUAUUCGCACGGAAUCAAGGCUUCGCGUGAUCUAUUAUCCUUAUGAUAUCCUAGUGGCUAUGUGAGGGGCUGGUGGCCAGUUGAUAACUUAUUGAACGAAAAACAAAAUACUUUUUAAAAAAAAUAAGACAGUAAUUAAGUCUGCGAGCUCUAACCACAGAAAAUGAGAUUGUCAUCGGUACGUUCGAUGCGAGCACAUUCGUUUUGUUCCGUGAUAUUAUUAUGUCAUACGUCUGGAGUCGGCGAUUGGAAUGAAACUAGAUAACAUUUCGUUAUUGAUCCAAAUGAAUGGAAAUGCUUUCUUGAUAACAGUGCACAUAUUAAUUUUGAGCACAUCAAUAAAUGAGCACUUGUCUAAAGAAAGAUAACAUUUUACAACUAUAACAAUUUAAACACAAGACACCCAAAGUAUUUCUCAAGCGCAGAAGGCAGCCAUAAAUGAAUUCCUUUAGAGACAACAAUGAAUUAAUUAGUGAUCAUUUAGAUUUGGUCACCGCUGGAGUGUGUGUGUGUGUGGGGGGGGGGAAUCACGUUGGUAAAUUAUUGCGGAAUAGGGAACAUGAUAAUUGUUAUAUCUUUGGUACUAACUUUAAGAGAAAGAAUUCGGCCUUGAUCAAGGCCGAUCUUAGGUAUCUGUGAUGAUGCAGGUGGUAGGUGAUCUUAGUUAUCUGUGAUGAAGGGGGUGGUAAGUGAUCUUAGGUAUCUAUGAUGAAGUGGGUGGGAUGUGAUCUUAGUUAUCUGUGAAGAAAUGGGGGGGGGGGUACCAUCAGUGCAAUCGACCCAAACCUCCCAGGGCUUAUCUCACACUCUGCGAGAACGAGGGCUGAAAACAGUUUGGCACCCCCAGGGUGGCACUAACCCUAGCUACACCACUACUCUACACAAACCCUAGCUACGCCACUGCUCUUACCAACCCUAGCUACGCCACUGCCUUGUACCAACCCUAGCUACGCCACUGCUCUGCACCAACUCUAGCUACGCCACUGCUCUGCACAAACCCUAGCUACGCCACUGCUCUGCACUAACCCUAGCUACGCCAUUGCCCUGCACCAACUCUAGCUACGCCACUGGUCUGCAACAACCCUAGCUACGCCACUGCUCUGCACCAUUCUUACGCAACUAAGAAAGAACCGUGGUAAUGAUUAUAUUGGAGAAACUAUUUUAUUUGUCUCCAUAAAACUCCAAUUUCUCGAAGUAUGUAUGUCUGGAAAUAACGUUGUAAGAUGGCACGGCACGCGUGCUCUGUCCUGGCGGGGCGAUCGUACAGAAGAAGUGCCUCUUCCGCCCUUGACGUUAUAUUUAUGCCUGUUACCCUAGUCCAGCUACUGACCAUAUAUUGACUCAAAUGUCAACACCGUGAGUGCCCCUGCCCACGCAGCUUAAUGAUAAAUGGCUGGAAACUCAAGCCGAAUUAAGCCUCUUCAGGACUGGAUGGUACAUCCCACAGCGCCCGCUGUUUAACAUCAUAACUUAUUUACGCUCAUCUCAUUGCUGCAGCGCGGGAGCUUGGUCGGAAAAGUCCCGAUGAAAUAUUCAACGCACUGUCGUCGUGUGUAGUUGUAGGUCGUGGGUUGGGAUUUCACAUAAACGUAUACCGCUUAUUGGGAAAAAUACUAUUUCUUUUUUUUUUUUUUUCUUUCCAGAAUUAGAAUAACAAAAGUCACCGAGAUUGCAGCGCCAGAAGAAAACGGGGAUUCCCGGAGUAUCGGUAGAAGUGCCAUCAGUAAUCGAGUACACGGGUUAAACAAGGUAUCGACCACCAAUCAAGGAUAUUUGAAUACAACAUUUUUGGUGGAAAAGCUUUAAAACAAUUUUUUUUUAAAAUAAUAGUAGGGAUCUUUAGAUGUUGUAGAGACCAAAUAAGGUAUUUUCUAAAAAAAAAAUAUGACAGUGUUUUAUUGACUGUGUUUUAUUGACUGUGUUUUAUUGACUGUGUUUUAUUGACUGUGUUUUAUUGACUGUGUUUUAUUGAAAAUAAAUGAAUACUAUUUUUAAA
Lymnaea stagnalis (great pond snail) is the source of this 22460-nucleotide messenger RNA. The record is from the annotation of a GenBank genome assembly. NCBI's taxonomy places the organism in Eukaryota, Metazoa, Mollusca, Gastropoda, Lymnaeidae.